This is a messenger RNA of Pestalotiopsis fici W106-1, 1086 nucleotides long. RefSeq lists its product as uncharacterized. NCBI's taxonomy places the organism in Eukaryota, Fungi, Ascomycota, Sordariomycetes, Amphisphaeriales, Sporocadaceae. The transcript has 5 exons. Bases 1 to 1086 code for a protein of 361 amino acids. The record is from RefSeq and is a predicted model, not a curated record.
AUGUCCAACGACAAUCGAGGUCCAGAGUUAUUGGCACUGAUAUGGUCCUUCACGGCCAUCUCUAUCGCUACUGUGAUUUUGAAAUUAUUCACUCGCCGGAGGUUUCUCCAAGGGCUGGGCUGGGAUGAUUUCUUCAUCUUUAUUUCGCUCAUACUUGUGGUCACCUGCACCGCCAUCUUCACUUACGAUGUCCGCUUGGGUAUGGGCAGACAUUCUGCCGAAUUGGGCAUGCAAAGAACAGGAGAGGUGGUGAGAAUCAAUUUGAUUGCCAAUCCGUUCGGCAUAAUGGCCUACAGCCUUCCGAAUAUAUCAGUUGCGAUCCUACUGGAACGCCUUCUGGCACCCAACAAAUUGCGAACUCGUCUUUUGUAUCUACUUGCGAGUGCCCAAGUCGUCAUCGCUGGUAUUUCCUGCAUCCUCUUGUUCGUCCAGUGUAUCCCAACGGAACAUUUAUGGAAUCCUAUGGUUCCAGCCAAAUGCUUUCCGGUCGGAACGGUCUCUAGAUACUCAUACUUUGUCGGUUCUUUCACGGCCUUUACUGACGCCGUCCUGGGGAUUGUACCCAUCGCCGCAUUCUGGAGGCUGAAGCUUCCUACAAGAUCGAAAGUCGGCCUCUGCGUUCUCAUGGGCUGCACACUUUUUGCAGCUGUCUGCUCCAUCAUCAAGACUACCAAGCUGUCCACGCUGAGUGAUUACUCCGACUUCACCUACAACUCGACUAGCCUCAUCAUCUGGGCAGUGGUCGAGGCCAAUGUGAUCAUUAUAGCCGCUUGCUUGCCGACCCUCCGGCCAUUUUUCCACAAUGCGUUCAACAAGGAGAAAGACACUACCAAGGAAGGCAGUGGAUUCAUUCGUUCCAUCUUCCAUGGCUCUGCUGGUGGCGCAGGGUCUAGAAGAUCGGCCGCAACACCACAGCGCGCUUCUCUACCCCCAGCUCCUGUACAGCCGGCCGCACAAGCAGUCCCAGCAACUACCCAACCCACACGACAAGGUUCGGUUGAUUCGCAGCUCGAGAUCUGGAGGACAACCGAUAUCCAGCAGGACAACACACCUGCACAUCAUGAGACACAUGGCGAUGCAGUUUGA